Messenger RNA from Salvelinus sp. IW2-2015, 2086 nucleotides. The record is from RefSeq and is a predicted model, not a curated record. NCBI's taxonomy places the organism in Eukaryota, Metazoa, Chordata, Actinopteri, Salmoniformes, Salmonidae.
AUGGAUCAAUCGACUCCCUCGCAGAUAGAGGACCACCUUCUCUUAUCCUUAUCCCCCUCACUGAGACUGGGCAAUGCCUCGCACCACAGCGCCAGCCAAUCCAAAGCCUUCCCUGACUGUGAGAACCCGCCCCUGCAGGURAGAGAUAACCAGGGGACUAUGACUGACAAUUUGAGUGGCCAAUGGGCUGAGUCCAAAACAAGUAUAGAUCAAAACAUGAUUGGAACAGAUUCAGUAGAGAACCAAGGAGGUUCUCAAAGAACGCAUAACCAGAAGGACGUGAAGGAGAAAGCUGUGGAAAGACAAAGUGUAGGAAGGACAGCAGCAGACACGGAGCACCAAUACUAUCUGAGCACCAAUACUGUUCCUCAAACUGCUGAACAAGAAACGGCACCAUCAGCCAGCCAACAAGCUGCCUCAGCCUCCACCUCAGUCCCUGCCCAGGACACCACGUCAGCCUCCACCCCAGUCUCUGCCCAGGACACCACCUCAGCCUCCACCUCAGUCUCUGCCCAGGACACCACCUCAGCCUCCACCUCAGUCUCUGCCCAGGACACCACCUCAGCCUCCACUUCAGUCUCUGCCCAGGACACCACCUCAACAUCCACCUCGAGCACCAUAUCAGCCUCCUCCGGUGUGUCACCAGAGCAGCCGCGGCGGCGCGUGGCCCACAGGUGCCCCCAAUGUGGCCGUUGUUUCAUCUACCGCUAUAAGAUGCUGGAGCACCAGAGACUCCACACAGGGGAGAACCCUUACAAGUGUUCCCAGUGCGGUAAGACCUUCAGACGGUCCUCGGAGAUGUCCACCCAUCGCCGGACACAGUGCUCCAACGCUGCCUAUGUCUGUAUUAAAUGCGGAAGCAGUUUUGGGUCGGUCAGYGAGAGGGUCAGCCACCGGUGUUGUGGUAGCAAAGCGCCACCGCCCAAGUUUGAAUGUCCACAGUGUGGGAAGAACUUCAAGUGGCACAACUCGUUAAAGAAACACCUGGUAACCCACACCAGGAAGAAGGGCUUCAAUUGCAGGUACUGUGGUGAGGGGCCGUUCCCAGGUAUAGCUGAGCUGAGGACCCACCAGAAGAUCCAUGAUGGAGAAGAGAAGAAGCCUACACAGUGUGAAAUCUCCCAGGGCUGGCUACAUGGCCACGAGCAGCGCCACUCCCAAGAGAGGUCCAAGAUCUGCCCCAGCUGUGGAAAGGCCUUCCGSUGRAAAGGYGACCUGAAGCUCCACAUGCGGACCCACACCGGCGAGAGGCCGUACCAGUGUACCUACUGCACCAAGCGGUUCUCCGUCAACGGAAACCUGACGAUACACAUCAGGACUCACACGGGCGAGAAACCUUUCCUCUGCUCUGACUGCGGCAAGGCCUUCUGCUCUGCAGGAGAGCUGCAGAUCCACAGGAGAACACACACCGGGGAGAGACCGUACAAAUGCACCGUCUGUGAGAAAGGUUUCACCAUGGCCAGUCAGGUGACUCUUCACAUGCGGGUACACACGGGGGAGCGACCCUACGUGUGUCACGAGUGUGGAAAGGCAUUUCGUCGCGGGGCGGAGUUGAAGACACACAUCCUGAAUCACAGUGGGGUGAGACCAUACCCCUGUCGGCUCUGUUCUAAGACCUACACCUGCCUUAGUCACCUGAAGAGACAUCUGAAGACUCACGGGGACCAGGCCGUGGAUAUGAGCAGUGAUUUGUCUGUAUCUGCUGUAUAAUAAACCAGUUGAAGACUCACGGGGACCAGGCCGUGGAUAUGAGCAGUGAUUUGUCUGUAUCUGCUGUAUAAUAAACCAUCUGAAGACUCACAGGGCCCAGUCAGUGGAUAUGAGCAGUGAUUUGUCUGUAUCUGCUGUAUAAUAAACCAGUUGAAGACUCACAGGGCCCAGUCAGUGGAUAUGAGCAGUGAUUUGUCUGUAUCUGCUGUAUAAUAAACCAGUUGAAAAGAAAACACUUACCUUUUAACACUGUUGUCAAUAUAAAAAGGUGCAUAUUUCAUUUUCUGACGGCUGCUUAUGCUAAUUCUAUUAAGAGGUAGUUGACUGAACUCCGUAAGGAUCGUCGCCAUGUUUGCUUAUUGCUACUAUCAGGACU